AUGAGGCGGGCUUCGCUGGAGGUGACGUCGCCUAACGACGCGAAGAAGGAUAAGCGCAAUGGCAAGGCAGUGUACCACGAUAUUGACGGCUAUUUCGUGUGCACGGGAUUCGUCGACGAAUUCGUCCGUCAGGCACUCAGAUAUAAGCCCCGUCCGGACGACAUCUUCAUUGUAAGCUACCCAAAGUGCGGAACAACAUGGAUGCAGCACAUUGUCUACAAUAUCCUCAAUAAGCGGCCGCCACCGAAAGGCUUCCUGGAAAUGAGUACCGCCAUGCCAUUCCUGGAGAUGCAGGGAGCUGAAUCUGCCGAAGCCAUGCCGAGACCCGGAGCUAUCAAAACCCACAUGCCGUUUCACUUGCACCCCUACUCGAAAGAGGCUAAGUACAUCUACAUAACCAGAAAUCCCUAUGACUGCUGCGUCUCCUUCUACUACCACACCAAGAGCGUGCCUGACUACCACUUCGCAGACGGCACUUUCGACGAGUUCGUCGACAUGUUCCUGGAAGGCCAUGUGGAUUUUGGGGACUACUUUGACCACGUUCUGUCUUGGUACGCACGAAGGUUCGACGAAAACGUUCUGUUUGUGACCUACGAGGAUCUAAAGAAGGACACUGUUGGAUGGAUCAUCAGAAUUGCGGAUUUUAUCGGUGAAGAAUACGGUCGCGAAAUAAGGCAGAACAAGAGCGCGCUUUCGCGUGUAAUAAACAACACAAGUGUAAAACACAUGCAAGAUAGUGUGAACGAAGGUUACAGGAAGCAGAACGAAGUAAUGAGGUCUAUGCCUGAAGACAAGAAGCCACGCUGGAUGAAGAUUGUCGAAGAGACAUCUGGCGAAGUAAAGAAGAAUCCCAUAAUCGGAGAUUUUGUACGCAAGGGGGGCGUGGGUGACUGGCGAAAUCACUUCAACCCUGACCACGUUAUACGCAUGAAAAACAGGAUUGCCAUAAAAACAGUCGGAAGUGAUGUUAUGAGUCUGUGGGACAACAUUGGACUGCCCUGA
Molecule: messenger RNA, 1002 nt
Organism: Rhipicephalus sanguineus (brown dog tick)
Lineage: Eukaryota; Metazoa; Arthropoda; Arachnida; Ixodida; Ixodidae
Product: sulfotransferase ssu-1
Exons: 3
Coding region: 1-1002 (333 amino acids)
Biological process (GO): sulfation
Cellular component (GO): cytoplasm
Molecular function (GO): sulfotransferase activity
Source: RefSeq, a predicted model, not a curated record